Pichia kudriavzevii is the source of this 996-nucleotide messenger RNA. RefSeq lists its product as uncharacterized. Bases 1 to 996 code for a protein of 331 amino acids. The transcript has a single exon. The record is from RefSeq and is a predicted model, not a curated record. NCBI's taxonomy places the organism in Eukaryota, Fungi, Ascomycota, Pichiomycetes, Pichiales, Pichiaceae. Gene Ontology annotation, biological process: regulation of transcription by RNA polymerase III; protein phosphorylation; DNA damage response. Gene Ontology annotation, cellular component: protein kinase CK2 complex; cytosol; nucleus. Gene Ontology annotation, molecular function: ATP binding; protein serine/threonine kinase activity.
AUGACUGCGACGACUAUUUCCAAAGUUUACGCUGAUGUAAAUGAAAAGAAACCGCAAGAAUAUUGGGACUAUGAAAAUAUUUCAAUCAUUUGGGGGGAUUUGACCAACUACGAGAUUGGGAAUAAGGUCGGCAGGGGCAAGUAUAGUGAGGUCUUUGAUGGAUAUGCGUUACCCAGCGGUCAGAGGAUAGUGAUAAAGGCCUUGAAGCCCAUCAAGAGAAAAAAAAUCAAAAGAGAAAUCAAGAUUUUACAAAACUUAUCUGGUGGGCCCCAUAUCAUUCAACUCUUCGAUAUAGUGAGAGAGCCGACUAGCAAGAUGUCUGCCCUCAUUUUCGAACAUGUUCAAAACUUAGAAUUUCGUACAUUAUAUCCCACAUUCACAGACUAUGAUAUUAGAUUCUACAUGUUUAAGGUUCUCGAAGCUUUAGAUUAUGCCCAUUCAAUGGGUAUAAUGCAUAGAGACGUGAAGCCACACAACAUCAUGAUUGAUCAUAAUGCUAGGAAACUAAGACUAAUCGAUUGGGGGUUAGCGGAAUUCUACCACCCGGGCACAGAGUACAACGUUAGGGUUGCGUCAAGAUACUUCAAAGGGCCUGAACUUUUGGUCGACUUUAGAUAUUAUGACUAUUCAUUAGAUUUGUGGUCCUUUGGUGCAACCCUUGCAUCUAUUGUUUUCCGAAAAGAGCCGUUUUUCCAUGGUAAAUCAAACACCGACCAGCUUGUUCAAAUUGCUCGCAUUUUGGGUACUGAUGACCUACAUAGAUAUCUAGACAAAUAUGAAUUGAAAUUAGGACCUGAAUAUGAGGAUUUAGGACACUACAUUAGAAGACCAUGGUCUAGGUUUGUCAAUUCCAACAACCAACAUUUGGUGAGUGACGAAGUAAUAGACUUGAUUGACAAAGUCCUUCGAUAUGAUCAUCAAGGUAGGUUAACAGCAAAAGAGGCAAUGGACCAUCCUUAUUUUGACCCUGUUAGAGAAGAUGCAAAAUUUAAGUAG